Molecule: messenger RNA, 708 nt
Organism: Symbiodinium sp. CCMP2456
Lineage: Eukaryota; Dinophyceae; Suessiales; Symbiodiniaceae
Source: the annotation of a GenBank genome assembly
AUGGCCAAGAAGCGGCCGGCUGCUUCUCCGGCGUCUUCGCCAGCCUCCAAGCGCAGACGUGCAGGCGACGAGGAGACAGCAUGGUACGAGAGCUACGUUGGGGGCACUGCAGAUUAUUACCGCCGCUACAUGGACAAGGAGUGGGGUGUGCCCAUCUACGGCCCAGGCCGAAGCCGCGACAACAAGCUUUUUGAGCUGCUGACCUUGGAGGGCGCUCAAGCCGGACUAAGCUGGGACACGAUCCUCCGAAAGCGCGAGGCUUACCGGCGAUGCUUCGAUGGUUUCGACAUUGCGACAGUGGCAGCAUACACGCCUGCAAAGGUCAAGGCGUUGCUCAACAGCCCGGGGGAGGGCAGUGAGGUCAUCGUCAAGAACCGCGCCAAAAUCGAAAGUACGGUGCGGAACGCAAAGCUUUGUCAAGAGGCGGCUGCGGAAUAUGGCUCUUUUGGCAAGUUCAUGUGGUCCUUCGUCGGGGGGCGGCCGAAAGUCAAUCGCUGGAAGAGCAAGAAAGCCAUUCCGGACAUCACGCCAGAGGCCGUGACCAUGAGCAAGGAGCUCAAGCGGCGUGGCUUUGUCUUUGUCGGGCCCACUGUCUGUUAUGCGCUGAUGCAGUCCACCGGCAUGGUGAACGAUCAUCCGGUCAGCAGUUGGCAGUGGCGCCGUGUGAACGAGAUCGUCACUCGGAGAUUUGGCAAGAGCAAAGGCUGA